ACUCUCUUCAAAUACCUCAGCCUGGGCUAGUGCAACGGCGAUUACGCAGUGUUUCGUUGGUGCCUCGUUCUAGUCGCGCGUUAGUCCUUACUGUGAAGAGUCUCACAUAAGCCAGCCAUUUGAAAAUUCCGGUUUUUUUCGUGCGUCCGUGAUUGUAUUGUGAGUGGUGGUCCGUUGAAAUGGCCACCGACCGUCGCAGUGUGUGUGGCAAAAGGUUUUGCACUUAAGCGCUACCACGACCUGAAGACAUUGUACACUGUACGCGUAUAGUAUAAUCAGGUCGCAACGAGGGAAUUGGCAAAAAUGGAACAAAUUAAAUUUUCCAAAGUGUUUUUAAAACAUUACAAAACUAAGUUAUGAGAAAAACUAUGCCACCGCAAAGCAAAAACUAAAUAACAAGGCAAAGCGUGACAAGGAAGUGUGUUAAAAGUGCGAAGCUCAAAACAAAACACAACUAAACACAACGAACUUUUGCAAACUCGUUAAGUGACAGCAAACAUUAAUAAUAAAAUUUAGCUGCGCAGUAAAAACAAAGCGAAACGCUCACAUAUAUCAACGCCAGCUGUGAAGGCGGUCCUGAGUUGGCAACUGCCAGCUUAAGCAGUUUUGUUGUGGCGAUAAAUAAGACUACUUAUUUCUAGAAUAAAAAAAAUAUAGAACAACAGCCACAAGAUGGCGCUAUGCAAACACAAAAACAAAACGACAACAAAUUAUUGAGCUGCAAUAAAUAUAAGCGUAAUAUUUAUUGCAACAAUCAAUAAAAACAACUAAGUACACUUCCACGUACAGCACUCUUACAAACAGCCAGUGAGCAGCUAAAGCACCGCCUCCCCUCAGCAACAACUCCAGCGCAGCGAAACUUUUGGCAAAACACACAAAUAUCGAGCUACGCCGAGCGCCAGCGCGCGGCAAGCAGCGAGCUGAGAGUCAGUCAGAUCAGAUCAGUUCGAAUUGUUGUGAAACAAAUUGCUUGUUACAAAACUACAACAACAAUAGAUAACGCCUGUAUACGAAGAAAGAAUAUAAUACACCAUAAAACCAACAAAACCAACGCUUACUCUACAACAACGCCGCAAAUAAGUCCGUCCAGUGAUAUAUAAACAUAAUUUUUUUCGCUUUUUUCCAAUUAUUUUUAUUUUUGUUGUUGCCACAUUACGUCAAAUGCAACAGAAAUGUAUUGAAUAAUAUCCAAAAUCGUUGUGAAAAAGUGAAAAAGAAAAACCCAAAACUAAAGCAAAACAAAAACAAAAAAAUAAAUAUUUCGAUAUAAAAUAUAAGCAAUGCUCCUACGCCUUCAAUUCUAAACUUAGACACGGCAAUAAAGCGCAAGUACAUACAAACAUUUGUCUUGUUUUUACAACUAAAUAUAGCAAUACAAUUCACUAAGUUAGUAAACUAUAAGUUUUUAUGACGUGCAUACAAAUAAAGCGCAUAAAUUUAUAAUAAACAGCUUGGAAAAGGUUAAAUAACUUUGUGUGAAGCGGAGACCAAGCACUACUAACAACCCAAACACACAUUUAUAUACACAAAUACUUACAAACAUAAUUGUGUGUUGGUCAGUGGACGUAUUGACUCGGCUAUAGAUAGCUUCAUUAUUGAAUAACCAACAACAACUAGAGUCAGCAACAGCAACACCAAGUGGAAUAUGCUGACUCAGUCAAUACACAGGCGACCACUUUGAAGCACACGCAUUCCGAGUUUUUGCCUAAUAAUUGACACUGUAUACUAAAACAACUAAGCAGUAGAAAUUGUUGUUGUUAUUUUUGUGCUUUUCCAUACGCCUCAAAUGUCAACUUUGUCAUCAGCAUAUGAAUUUUUGAUGCACACGCACAACGGCGAGGCACAGACGACUUAGGCAAACAGCGCCUCAAGGCAAGGCGAGCGAGCAGGGUAUCCUCGCAGUAGUAGUGCGUGUUUGCCCGACAAACACAUAGACAUAUUUGUGUGCACAUAAAAUAAUUAAAGUAUAAAAUUUUUAAAUACCCAAAGCUAUAAAAUAAUUACGCAUCUACACAUGCGACACUGCGCCACUGCGCCACACACUAAUUGCCGCCCACCAGCGCGCACAAAACGCUGCAGCGUGUGCAUAUGUUGCGUGGGAUGCUAAUUGAAUGUUCAGUUAUAACUCAAACACUGACAUAAAGUGUGUAAAGAGCGGAGAGACAGAAGCGCAGCAGCCUUUGAAGAUAAAUAUAUGAGCGCACAUUGCGUUGGCUUUGGGCCACCACUGCGUAUGAGUAACGCCGCAGAAAGGUAAUUAAUUGUUGGUUGCCAGUGAGUACCACGCAUAAAUAACAACACCAGCAAGUAACAGUAAAACAUUAAAAAGGUGUUAAGCAGCAAGAUUUAAAGGCACACGCACGCUCACGCUCGUGUCUGUGUGUGAGUGAUUGUGGCUGUGUGCGUUACUUAAAGCGCGCGCGGCGAAUAAAGGCUCUAACUGCAAAAGGUGGUUGUGAGUAGCGGUUUUUUGUAUCUUUCGUUGCGUGGUCGGCGUUGGAGCAAGCAACUGCCUUCAAGUUUACCAAACUGAAGAGCGCGCUUAACGAGCAAAAAGCUUAAAACUUAAUUAAGCGCAUAUGAGUGAUUGGUGCAAAGGCAGCGAGCUGAAUAAAUCUGUUUGUAACGUCUAAUGCGCAAAAUAAUUGAAUAAAAUACAAAAAGACGCGCCAGUGAGACGUGCCAAGCACCGAGUGAGUAGCGCGGAGUUGAGUCUCAGGAGUUAUAUAAGCGCAAACAGUUUUUGGAAAGCCGAAAAUUUAACUUGAACAGAAACAGUGAGCGCCGCAAAGAGCCAAAAAGUCGAAAAUAAGUCACAAAUAAGUCCGGCGAAUAACAAAUUCACGAAAGCGCUCAAUAAUUUACGUGAAACUUUGCAGCGGAACUGCACUGCGGAAGCCAAUAAAGACAGACAAUUCCAAAAUUGAAGAAUUGGCGCAAAGCAAAAAAAGCACUUUGCAAUUCAAAUCAAAUGAAGUUACUAGACACAAGCGCGGUAGCAUAGCAACGAAUUACAUAUAAGAAAAGCAACAACAACAAAAUGUUAUAAGUAGCACGAGUUGGAAGUAAAAAGCGGAAAAAGUCAAACUUCUAUAUUUUCAACGCACAGACAUAAGAAUAUUUCAUUUCACUUCAUUUCAUCUCUUGCCACUUGCGCGCCAAACGAGCAGUCAAAUGAAUUGUGCUGCACACGAAAGCGAAAAAAACAGUAAACACUUGAAAUGAAAUGAAAGCGGAAUCCGUAGCGAAGAAACUUUCAGCGUUAAACAGCGCUUUGACACGACAAUAGGACACAGCGCCGAACAAGCCACAGACAGACAGGCGCAUUAUAGCAACAACAACAACAGCAUAGUCGUAGCAGCAGUGGCAAUCAAAAUAAUACGCUAGGCGACACAGUGACAGUUGAUUUCACACAACAACAACAACAGCAAAGCGGAUAAGAAGCAGCUUUAAAUACUACAAAAACAACAACAAAAUAACUGCAGCUAUAACAAACCAAAUAGAGGACACAAAUACAAAUGCGCCGCAUAAAUCGUUGUAGUCCAACUGACAGUUUGUCUACUAAAGCGUUCAUUUCAGCGCUUGCGAAAGGCGGAGCAAGCCGCAAAUAAACGAAAAAGAACAAGAGCAAGUAUUAAUAAAAAUAAAAUAAAAGCUAAUGCAAAAAGUAGUGGCACAAAAGCAAAUAUUGUGGCUUGUCAUUUGGCAGCUAUACAUGUGUAUAUGACACUAAUACCAACAACAACUUAAAAUCGCCGAAGCAAAAACAAGCCGACACACACACAUAAAGGAGGAAUAGGAAAGGAGGAUAAGUGUGAGCAUAUAGAGCACACAAGCGGCACAGAAAUUGAAAUAUAUAAAUAUAGCGAGUCGCGUAGACUUACAAGCAGCGAGUUAGGCGUGACAAGCGGCGAAUAGAAGUAAGGAAGAGCGAAUGCAACUACCCUGUGAUAUAUAUAAAUUGCACUGUAACUUAAUUUAAAAUUAAAAAAAAAACUAAUUAAAUAAUUUUAAUAAUUAAAAAAAUAAUAAUUAACAAUUAAAAAAAUUAAAAGAAAAUUAAAAAUUAAAAAAAUUAUAGAAUAAAUUAAAAAAGUUAAAUUAAUAUUGAUUAAAAAAAUAAAUGAAAAAAAAAACAAAUUAAAAUUAUAUUAAAAAAAUUUAAAAAAAUAAAAAACUUGAUUAAGUAAAUUAUUAAAAAAAUAAUAAAUUAAUAGAAAUUAAUUUGAAAAAAAAAACAAUAUUUUGAAUUAAAAAUUUAGUAUUAAAGUAAAUAAAUUUUCUCGAAAAGCUACAAAAAAUAAGACGCAAAAUAAUUAAAAUACGAACAAGCGCAGACACUCGAAUGCAUGUGAUUAGCAGAACGCAUGAAUAUAAAAAGUAUUGAAAGCAUAUAUGAAAAACAUAAAAAUAAAUUAUAAAAAAAUUUAAAAAAAUAUACUAAAAUAAAUAAAUAAAUUACAAUAAAAUUUAAAAAAAAAUACAGAACUCGUAACAAAAAUAUUGCAGAUAAUUAAACAAAUUAAUUAAUUAAUUAAUAAAUCAAUAAAUAAAAUAUUAAUAAUUUUUAAUAAAAAAAUCACAUUUAAAAUAAUAACAAAAAUAAAAAUCAAACAAAUUAGAAAAAUAAACAAAAAAACUUAAAGAAAAAAAGUAUUUUUAAUGAUUUUCGGCGAAACUUAAAGCAAAAUUAGAAAUUGUGACGCUAACUAGAAGCAAAUAGCGAAAUAAAAAAUUAAAAAUUAAAAACUAAAACUAAAUUAAAAAAAAAAAACAUUUAAUUUCCCAAAAUCUUUAAAAGCUAUAUUUAAAACACACGCAAUUACUUCGUAACACUUCAGCGCGGCGCUAUCAACGAUUAUUGAUUCGACGUUUACAACAACAACAGCGACUCGUGGUGCUGUGUCUUCAUACACUUGCUCAAUAAACAUAUGUAAACGCAACAGACAACAAAAACAACAAGCGCUCGAAUAGCAACAACAACAACAACAACCACAAUAAUUAAUAUCACCAACACAACAACAGCGGCAAACAGAAUACGCGAAAAAUGGGUGACGAACAAGAAGAACGCACCUUCAAGGAGAAGAUGCUCUUCUACACCACUGCCUUCUUCAUACUACUCGGCACAUUCAGUAUGUUUGCAUUCCUCUUUCUCGUGCCGUUUGUCAUAGAGCCCGCCUUCACGACGAUCUUCAUGCAAUUCGAAGAGGUGCCCGCCUUGUGUGAAACCUACGAUGUGGAGACAUAUUUCGGCGCCAAGAAUUGCUCGUGGGCGUCAUGUCGCGAGGGCUGCACAAAGGAUAUUUACACUUGUACGCAGAUACGCGUCAAUUAUCGACUGAAUUUGUACAAUUACACAGAUGAAUUCAAUUUCACCGAAUAUCACAUUAAUUUGGCCGAGGCGGAACGUGAAUUGCCGCCGGUCAAGCGUACCGAUCGCUAUGAGCGCGCCAUACGCGAUUAUGAUUAUGAUGCGGCCACGAGUGAUGCCGCCAAGGCGAAUCAAGUGGUGGAUGUACCGGCGGCGGCGGCAUUAAUGUCCAGCCCCGCAGUGGCGCUGGCCGCUGCAGCGGCGGCAUCGGCGUCGACGACAAGCGAGCAAGUACGACUGAAUACGAUCAGUUUCGGCGGUGAGAGUGCCGGCAUUGGUGACGGUACGAGUGGCUAUCUCGUCGAUGAGGAGCCGCUAGACGAUGAUAUGAGCGGUGCACCCGGUAGUAUACUCUUCAAUGAGGAACGACAUCCCUUCGAUGAGAUCUCCGAAUUGAAUGAGGGUCUGAUGGGUAAUAAUUCGAUGUAUUUCUAUGUGGGCGCACGUCUCUUUCCCAACGUUAAGGGUUGUGGUUAUCCGCCUAUGCUGAAUUGUACAAUUUGGCUGAAACGCUAUACGAAGAUUGGUAUUAAGUUUCCGUGCUAUUAUUCGAAAGUCGAUCCAAGUUUGGUGAUAAGCGAUUUGGAUUAUUGGCAGAACACAUUGAAUCUGAUCUAUUCGAUGGCCAUACCAAUACCAUCGUUUAUUAUAUCGGUGAUAUACCUGACAUAUGCAUACUUCAAAAUCUAUAAUGAGGAUGAAGAAACGGCGCCGCUCGAUAAGAAUGCCGAAGAUAUGGAUAUUGAUGAGGGUGAGGUGGACGAGAGUGAUGGCGCUGCGUUGGCUAACAAUGCUGCCGGCAGUCAGAUCAUCAAUAUGGACUCGACGACGGGUGAGAGUUGCGUGGAUGUGGUACUGCCGAAUGGUGGUCCCGGCAUGACGACCUCUAUAUCGCAGGGCGGUUCGGUCACAACGCCCGGUCAAUAUUUGGCACAAUCGCCGGGCGGUUCACAAAUGACGCCCAAUUCCGAUAUGAAUUCGUUCGGUCAUCAGCUUAAAGUGCAAAUGGCGGACGAAAUGUCGCGCGACUCAUUGGAAAAUGGUGUGCUAUCAACAUCGAACUCGGUGCAGGGAAACUUGAGCAAGACGAUGACGACGAGUAUCUCAACUCCGCCUGGGCCGACAGCAGCAGUUUAAAACGCAAAGUCCACGGCAUGGAUAAUGUACGUUUUCGCAUUGGACAAUGAAAUGUGUGCGCACCAAAUAUUUAGCUUUUAAAAGUCUCAGCUCUCGUACGAAAUUACCAUUAAAUGAUACUAAUUAUAACAAAAGCAAUUAGCUAAUAUCACAUAUGUACGUACAUAUGUACGUAUUUACAUACAUAUGUAUGCAUAAGAGUUAGGCAUUCUAGUAUGCAGCACAAGCAAACUCACACAAAAGACAAUGCAAUAAAUUUCAUAAUUAAUAAGUGAACAACACACACACACACACACUAAAACAAAGGGAACUAGCAAAAUACAAACAUACCUACAUACAUAGGCGUGUAUGUACAUAUAUAUACUUGUAGUUAUGCGCUGCUUACUAUUUAAUAAUAAUAAUUAAAUUUAGUAUAUAACUUUGUAAUUGUAUUGUGAAACAACAAAUAAGCGACUUAACACACACUAGAGCGUUUAUAAUCUAGAUAUGCGAAUGGCAGAUAACAAUUUAUAUAUUAAACAGAAUUAUUGCAAAUAAAUUAAUUUUGUUAAUGAAUUGAAAACAGUUACGAAGCGAGCGUCUAUCUACAAACUAAUGCAAUACAAAAUAUGCUAAUACUCGAACGCUGCAGAUAACGAUAUACAUGCAUAUAUAUUGGCUUAGGCAUAUGCAUACAGAUACACAUACAUAUAGACACAUGUAUACAUAUAUUUUUAAAGACAUACACAUAUACUAGUGUUUUACUUUCAAAUCAAAGUCCUGAUUGUGGGCAUACUUAGACAGCUUGGCGACAGUCACAUUAAUGCCUACUUUUAGGGGUUAUAUUCACUUGCAAAUGAGAAAAAAUCGUUUUAUGGACUUUUUUUGAAAAGUUAUUUUUUUUAAUUAAUAAAUAAAAAUAAUUAGGGUUUUCACAAGUCUCAUAAAGUUAUAAGUUAUAACGAUUCGAAAACAUAGCAUUGAGAAUUGUAAAUUUGUAAACUCAUUUUUGUAUGUAAUCCAACAACAAUUUUUUUAAACAAGCGUAAAAAUUUAUAAUUUUAUGAUUUUACGAUGCUUUAUGACAGGUUGUGAGUACCCCAAAUGUUUAUUUAUAGAAUUUAAUGUACUUUAAUAAUCAAUUCAUUUUAAAGAACUUUGCAUUCCCUUGCUUACAUAACCGAUAUCCAGCAGCACCCCCAAAGAUCUUUCUGCUUAAAAUUAUCUAAAAUCCAAAAGCAAAAAAAAUAUUAGAACAAACGACUACAGGUAGUAAGGCACUAGUGAAAAUUUUGGUUUUUGACGAAAAUCGACGUUUUAUGUGAAAAAAUGUACAAUUAAGAGCGGUUUGAAAAAUCGAUAUUAUUAUCAAAAAACUUAUUCUCUAUCCUUAUCUGAGAAAUAUAUAAAAGAUCCUGUGAAAAUUUCACCGUUUCUGUUUUCCGUUUCGGUGAAAUUUUGCGCACCGACUUGGAAAACGGAAAAACUCAUUUAAAAUUUUGCGUACCGAUUACACUAAGUCAAAGAAAUUCUUACAAAUGUGCUCAUAUCUGCAAAACUAUUUGCCGGAUCAACUUAAAAAUCUCGGAGAAUAUUUUCAUAUAUGUAUAUCUGUCUUUAAUAUAUAAGCAAAAAAAUUGUUUAUUUUGUUAACAAGUGGAUAUAACUCCUUAAUCGAACACAGCAUGCAUAUACACUCGUGGCCACGCAAACCUUAUCACUACACUUUCUUAAAUUUUCUUUCGGACUUUUUCGUUCGUUCGGGAUUUUCUUCAAUUUUGUUUUUUUUAUGUUUUAGUAAGCAUAAGUAAACUAAAUUAUAUUAUCUAAUUAUAAUUGUAGUUUUUAAUUUAUUACGUUUCAUGAGUAAAACACAAAUUAGCCUUUCUGUGCUUAUACAAAAGCGGACGAUUUUAUUGUUUUUAAAGCCUGCUAAAUUUCGUGUUUCAAUUAAAAAAAAAAUAAAAUAAAAUAUGAAUUUCAAAUAUAGCGAAAAUGAAAGUAAAUUAAAAAAAUAAAAAUAGAAAAUAUAAUUUUUUCAUCGCAUGUCAGUCUCUUACAUUUCGAGCUCAUUUUGUAAAGCUCACUAUCUUCCAAUUGAUUCGUCUAUAGCUGAAUGUGUUCGGUUUUUAACUUUUAAUAUUCUAAUUCUAUACCGUAAAAAGUACCGCUAUAAAAUGUAGUCAAAUAUGCACAAUACUUGAAAAUUUUGUGUGGUAAGCUUUGCGUGGCCACGAGUGUAAGUACACAUAUACAUUCGUAUCCUCACACACAUAUAUACAUUCAAACAUGCAUACAUACACGUAUGUUUAAAACCUACAAAGCGUAUGUAUCCCGAACGGAAAAAAUUUAAUUGCAUAGUAAAUAAUAUUAGGCUGUAAGCAGAAAGAAUUAAGAAACAUUAGUCUAACUCUUAAAAUAAAUAAUAAAUGUUAUUUAGCUAGCCACUUUUACACAAAUAACGAAAUUGAAUUGUAAAGUAAACUCACCAGGCGUCACACGGGCAUUUGAUGCGCAAUAAAUCGGCAGAGUUAGCUAAAAAGCCAAACCAAGUGUGUAUGCUAGGGUAUGUCUUAGACUUGUGAUUCUUUACUGGUAAAGUGCAAGAUUUUUCUUUUUUUUGUUUUACUAAGAUGUAUAGAUUUUAUUAUAUUCAUGACCACUUUUUUUAGGCGAAGUUCUAGAAAACUAUGGCCAAUAUUUAAUGUAGACUAAAGGUUAUGUAUCAGUUAUUCCUUAUACAAUGCUAAACCAGACCUUGUCGCCAUCGACGCUUCGUCGGAUUUCUUUGUUAAUAGCAGUAAGAUCUGUAUCGUGGCCAUUUUAGUUUCCACAACUGAUCUUGAUGCGUGGUUCUUGAAAGACGUAACGAGUUUCCACCCCUCCACUCCACUCCCUACCUCAAAUUUUGAAUACAGGCUCUAACGAGCUACAUUAUAUGGUCUGUUUGCGAUGGUGAUGGGAUGCAGAGCCUUUGGCCUAGGCCCGAAUGUAUUGUCCUUCUUGCCUACCGCUACCAGCCUAGCUACGGGUUGCACCUUUCCAAUAUUCGCUGUAGUAACUAUGUAGUAAUAUAUACAGUUGGACCGAUGUCUUAUCGUCGCACGAAUAAAUUUUUAUGUGACCCUGAUGCUACCCGCAUCUGUGCAUGACGGCAAUGGACUCGGAUUGCAGAAUCACUUCCAGCGUCACGUUUGUCAACGCAGCUUUCUCCCAUUUCCAUUGGACUCUGAGAAUUUUUCCUUUCCGAUCACAGCACGUUAACGUUAAUGUGGUUCUUCGGCGGUUUUGCUAACGGCUUAGCCUCCUCAGCUGGGCUCUGUUUUUAGCUGCCACUACUGGCGUUCAGAUUUGAAAUUGAGUAAGAUCGAUUUCGCGCAAUGAAUGGGCUCCUAGAGCUCCUUGUGAGCUCCUCAUUGGUUGGCGACUGCAGCUGUACCCUUGGGAGUGGAUAUGCAUCAUUACGAUUCUCCACUUACUUUGCUUUAGCGUGAUCAUCCAGCUUAAAAAUAAGUCAUUCUUAGGCAGAUGCAGCACCAGCAGCCUUACUUUUAGUAUCUAAUUUCCCUCCCUGCUGUGUAGCCAGACUUUGGCUACACGGUUUGAUUCCGUCAACCGCUGGUGUUUCUGCCUUCCUGGAGGUAGGUUUAGCCACACUCUUCCACACACCCAGCUCCUGUCUUUUUGCUGGCUGCUCUCAAGCUCUUUGAAAUCGUAGUCCUCUUCUCGGAACAACUAGUUUCCUCCGGCUUUUUUUCUAGGGAAACCGUACCUUUAAAUAGUUUAUUUAUGUUCUUCAGGUUCAUAAUAUGGAUCCACGUGAAUUUAGGUCCACUUGCGUAUAGCCCUCGCUACGAAAGCAAGAUUGUCUUAUUACAGAGGGCGCCAGGUGUCAGUGAGCUCCAUUCUAGACUGCGCACUUAGCCACGCUGAUCCUGAGGACGGGUCAUAUGACACGUUCGCUAGCUAUAUGUGACCUGGUCUACGAAAAGGGAGCUAACGUGCGAAAACUAGUUUUCUGGGAAAAGCUGUUAAAAAUAAUCGUCAGUUUCUCGUUAUCUCAUUAAUUGUUCUCCUUUUUUUUUUGACACCUAAGCCCCCUUUCCGUAGACCAGGUCACAUAUAGUACUUCACCCUGCCAACGUCGUGAUAUUGUGAUAUCUAUUAACAGUCGGAACCUCGUGGAGGAUUAAGGGGUUUUGUCUACCUCGAAAUUUGUUAGAAAUAUUAAAAAACAAAAUUGUUUCAGUGCAUCUUCGUCUUCACUUUUAACUGAUUUACAAUAAAUAAUAAUAAAUGAUAAGUUUUUUUAUCACUACUUUUUUGCUUACAACUAAGGCGCGCCCUAAUGCAUACAUGCACACCAGCAUUCAAAUUAAUAGUAACAACAACAAAAACAGACAUUUACGAGCAAAUAUUGAGGUUGUGGGCCAAGGCUGGCCAAGCGAAGCGAACAUUUCAGCAAACGAGUUGUAUAUUUAGGUCUCGACUUGGCUUUACCACGUCGGAUCGGAAUUGUUUUCAUUUGGGACUGAGUUAAGUGAGUGAUGGCGAAAAUUUCGGUUGCAAUUUUAAUGCAUUAAUUAGUAAUUAAUAUUGCCUCUAAGUAAAAAAAAACAACAAAAACUAGACAUACAUAUAGGCGACAUAAGCAUAACGGUAAAAAAUAAAGUAAAAUAAAUAAAGAAGAUACUUUUUCUAAUAAUUUCGAAUGCCAUGAAGUACGUUUAAAAGUUAAUAUUGAAGAACUCUUUCGCUCGCGCUCUUACGCUCUUCGCUUACAAGCAUUGAUUUAUUAAGCAAACAAAAAACAAAAAAAAAAAACAAAGCAACAACAAAAACUCAAGAAAAAAUAUAUUUUAUUUAGCUAAAAUUGUAAGCACUAAAGAGAAGGCCUCGAUCUUAUCUUAAAUUAAAUUAAUUUAUAUGUAAACAUAAAUUAUAUACAUACAUACAUAUACAUAUUAACAUAAGUAAAUGCGUACGCAAACUCACAGCUUUAAACAAAUUGUAAAACAAAAUUAAAAAACAAAAAAUAACAAAAAACUAAGCAAAACAUAAAAAAUAUUUUCUUCUACCAAAAAACUCACAUCAUAUUCAUAUUUAUAAAUAUAGCAAGUACUUAAUGUAUAUUAAAAGUAAAAAUCAGGAAAGUAUAAACUUAAAAAUAUUUCAAAAAAAUUAAAGCAAAAACUAGCUUAAAACAAUUAUAAUAAAAAAUACGCAUUAAAAAACUUGAAAAGCAAAUAACAAACAAAAAACCAAAAACUUUCUUUAGCAUUAAAUUAAAAUAACAUUUAAAGCCUACUCGUAUAUAUUAACUGCUAAGCUGAGCAAAAGCAUUAAGCCUCACAAAAAUUCUCUUAGACAAAUAGGUACUCAUACUUAUUAAAUACCGAACACAAAAACAAAAAAAAAUACUCAAAAAAAUUAAGCAAAAACCAACAGAACAGUGAAAAAUACGCGGUGAUUUCCUUUUUUUACAAUUAUUCUAUAUACAUACAUAUAUAUAUAUGUUAUGCGCAUUUGCAUUUGCACAUCUAAAUUAUGAGGAAAAAUUAAUGAAUGGAAGGAGAAUAUUUAACAAAAAUUCUAAUAAGCGACAAGCGCCUAAAAUAAAUACAGUAAAUUACUUGCGGCAUAAAAGUGCAACAUUUUUAAAUGAAAAUUAUUAAUUAACUAUUGAAGUAUAAUAUUGUAAUGCUACUAGAAUUGAAACAAUAAAAGGUGAGAAAUCAAACAAUAAUAAAUAAAAAAAAAAAUAAAAAUCAACGCAUUUAGAAGCCUA
This is a messenger RNA of Bactrocera neohumeralis, 12275 nucleotides long. RefSeq names its product protein tipE (gene tipE). The record is from RefSeq and is a predicted model, not a curated record. The transcript is spliced from 3 exons. Gene Ontology annotation, biological process: regulation of sodium ion transport. Gene Ontology annotation, molecular function: sodium channel regulator activity. NCBI's taxonomy places the organism in Eukaryota, Metazoa, Arthropoda, Insecta, Diptera, Tephritidae. Bases 5048 to 6508 code for a protein of 486 amino acids.